UGUAUGUGGGGAGAAGAGAAGCCGUGGUGGACCUCGGCAUUCUUCCCCAGAUUACGCCGGCUACUGAUCACGACACACCCGUAAGCAUAGACAUCUCCUUGCUAUCUAGGCGUAUCAUCCUCUCAUCUCAACUUUCUGCACACAACAGGUACCGUGACUUAAACGUGCUCGUCACUCGCAUUGUCUUCUCGACUCUACACGUUUAGCCUGAUUGCAUCUACGCGCGACAAGAACAUGUCUUCGAAGCACUUUCGCAUAAAGGAGCAUAAAGUAGAGGCAUCGCACAUCCGUGGCUGGCCGCGCUCCACAGCUACGAAGCAGGAAGAAGUCCUUCAUCUAGCCGUCAAGCAGUACACACCCCUCAGCAACACCAGCCCCAAACCCGGAGACAUUACUAUCAUCGCAGCGCAUGCAAAUGGAUUUCCAAAAGAACUCUAUGAACCACUAUGGGAUGAGCUCCUAAAGAAGAGCCAGCAACAUGGCUUCGGCAUCAGAGGUAUAUGGAUAGCCGAUGUUGUGCAUCAAGGCUGGAGCAGCGUUUUGAACGAAGAUAAGUUAGGCAACGACCCGGCCUGGCUUGACCACAGCAGAGAUCUCCUGCACAUGGUGAAUCUUUUCCGCGAUGAAAUGCCUCGCCCCAUAAUCGGUGUUGGCCAUAGCAUGGGUGGUUGCCAACUUGCCAAUCUCGCCCUCUUGCAUCCCCGUCUCUUCGAAACCCUGAUCCUCGUCGACCCUGUCAUCCAAGGCCAGGUUUCACUGAACGGCAAUGUUGGGCCAGCUGCUGCAUCAUCAAGACGACGUGAGCUCUGGCCAUCACGAGAAGAAGCCGCGAAGAGUUUCAGCAAGAGCAAGUUUUACCAGGCGUGGGACCCGCGGGUGUUAGACCUAUGGGUGCAGUAUGGAUUAAGAGAUGUACCAACAAAAUUGUUCCCUGAUGCAAAGAAGCCCGAGGUCACCCUGACCACCACGAAGCAUCAGGAGGUCAUGACAUUCCUACGACCGAACUUGGCUGCCAGACCUGGGGAUAAAGAACCUUCCUCUGCAGAGUUCACAUUGACCAAUCCGAAGCUUAACAGGAGGACGCAUGCAGACAUGACACCCACCGCCAACCUUCAGUCACCGUUUUACCGAGGCGAAUCCACCAUUGUCUUCAACCAACUACCCUCAAUCCGGCCAUCGGUAUUCUACAUCUUUGGCGAACUUUCAUUCCUGACUGACGACAAAGCCAUUGAGGAUAAGAUGCGCUUGACCGGCUCUGGUGUAAAUGGUAGCGGCGGACGCGCAGAAGGACGGGUAGCAAAUGUCAUGGUGAAAGGUGCAGGGCAUCUGAUACCCAUGGAGAAAGUAGAAGAGAGUGCGGAUCAUAUCAGCAAGUGGGUCAGUCAAGAGAUGAAGAGAUACUGGGAUUGGGAACGCCUAACGGAGGAGGAAUGGGAAGGAAAGCAAGGAGUAGAGAGAACAGUGUUGCCUGAGCGCUUUGUGCAAGAGUUGGAUAGGUUGUUCAAGCCAAAGGAGAGGAAGUCGAAGCUCUGAAACCCAAUCCAUCGGAGAUACGAUAGAGUCCCAGGAUACUCUCGGGGGCGUUCCGUUCGAACCAUAGACACAUUGAUAUCAUAAUUGAAUACCGACUGCAUGCCAC
This is a messenger RNA of Alternaria alternata, 1639 nucleotides long. Its product is annotated as alpha/beta-hydrolase. The transcript is spliced from 2 exons. Bases 235 to 1533 code for a protein of 432 amino acids. Lineage: Eukaryota; Fungi; Ascomycota; Dothideomycetes; Pleosporales; Pleosporaceae. The record is from RefSeq and is a predicted model, not a curated record.